CCCCCUUCGGGCUCCAGAGCUAGAAAGGAGCGUCGAUGCCGGCGGCAGUGAUGAGUUGUAGGAGGGGCUGGGUGCUUGGCGUCGCUGAGGAGCGGCUGCUGCUGCUACUGCUGCUACUGCUGCUACUGGUGGCCUCUUUACAGAUGUAUUGCUGUCAUUGAAUAUUGGCCCAUUUGAAAGUGCUAGGGAAGCUCAACCAUCAGGAUGUCCAAGUACAAACUGAUUAUGUUAAGACAUGGAGAGGGCGCUUGGAAUAAAGAGAAUCGUUUUUGUAGCUGGGUGGAUCAGAAACUUAACAGUGAAGGAAUGGAGGAAGCUCGGAACUGUGGAAAGCAACUCAAAGCACUAAACUUGGAGUUUGAUCUCGUAUUCACAUCCAUCCUGAAUCGGUCCAUCCACACAGCCUGGCUGAUCCUGGAAGAGCUGGGCCAGGAGUGGGUUCCGGUGGAAAGCUCCUGGCGUCUAAAUGAGCGUCACUAUGGAGCUUUGAUCGGUCUCAACAGGGAGCAGAUGGCUUUGAAUCAUGGUGAAGAACAAGUGAGGCUCUGGAGAAGAAGCUACAAUGUGACCCCACCACCCAUUGAGGAAUCUCACCCUUUCUACCAUGAAAUCUACAAUGACCGGAGGUAUAAAGUGUGCGACAUACCUGUGGAUCAGCUGCCCCGAUCUGAAAGCUUAAAGGAUGUUCUGGAGAGACUCCUUCCCUUUUGGAACGAAAGGAUUGCUCCUGAAGUAUUAAGUGGCAAAACCGUUCUGAUAUCCGCUCAUGGAAAUAGCAGUAGGGCUCUCCUGAAGCAUCUGGAAGGUAUCUCCGAUGAAGACAUUAUCAACAUUACUCUUCCCACUGGAGUCCCCAUUCUCCUGGAACUGGAUGAGAACCUGCAUGCUGUUGGGCCCCACCAGUUCCUGGGCGACCAAGAAGCUAUCCAAGCCGCCAUUAAGAAAAUAGAUGAUCAAGGAAAAGUGAAAAAACAAGCUGAAAAAUGAAGGCUUUCCCAUUUGCUGGCCAGGAAUAGCUGAAAAAAAAGUGGCAUGCAGUGUUUUAUGGGUGCUGAUCUCUCUCUUUCUUUUUUUUUCUCCCCCCUGAUUUUUCCAGAACUGGGCUAUGGGGUAGAGUUUAUAUAGGUAAUUAGGGAACUUAUGUUGCCCAGGUAAAGGCUUUAGGAUGCCUGAGUACUUUGCCAUGUCUUAUGAAUGAACUCUCCUGCUCGUCCUGUUUGAAUUAGUCAUUUGUGGGGCUAAUUAGUAACAGUGGUGGUUAAUCAAUGUCCUAAAUAUCUAAGGAGAGUAACAAGUAGAGGUGAAGUUUAAGGUAUUUGUCAUUCAAUAAAUCAUUAUUGAGUCACUGUGGACAGGCACUACUUAUUCUAAUAAGUAGUUCACUUUUAUAUUUACUAAGACUUUCUGGGAUGAUAGUAAGCUAUCUUAGAUAAUAUACUCUAAUUAAGUAUUUAUUACUAGGCUUCUCCUCUAGGCAAAGGGAUGCUUUGCCAGUUAAAACCAGAGGCCCAUUAAAUGGGGGAAAUCAUAGAUGGGUUUCUCCAAGAAAGCCACCAACAAACAGUAAGGCCCUUUGCCUUGUCUCUAGUCCAGAGACAUCCUUUCUUUGACAUUUGGUAGGAAUGCCCUUUGGCUGCUAAAAUUAGCAGCAUAGAGACAGCCCUAGCUGUUGGUGUUCUCCUUUUGUUUUGUUCUGUUGAACUUCAAUCUUUGGGUACUUAAAAUUGGUUUAAAAAUAAAGGUCUGUGACCGAAAAAUGAAUAUCCCCAAAGCAUCUCCUUGUAAGUGCUAAACAUUAGGUAAAGGCUUCUGAACUAGUCUUUGGCUCCGAAUCUUCCUGUAACACUCGAAAAGUUGCAUGGACACUCCCGAUUCUCUACAAAUUGAACAUCGGGGUUCGGGGGAAGGUAGAAUAUAGUGCAUGUAAUUUUAUUCACGUGAGCAGGGAAAACAUGGUACGUUGGGGCUUGUCAUAUACAUGUAUUGUUCAUCCGCUGAGAGCAAAUGAUUAUAGUACAUACUGUAGAGCAGCAUGGGUAGGCCAUGGGCAGACAUGAUUACUUCUCAGUCUCAGUGACAGUUUUCCAGAUCGUAUUUUUAAAUGUCAUGGGUACGUAAGUCCUCAUUUCUUUAAACUCUUGCCUUAUUUCAAGGCAGGUGACCUGUAGUGAUAAAGUCAUGGGGAAAAAAUUGUAGCUAUUUAUCAGUUUUUCAUGGUUUUUCCAUUGGCAGAUUAAUCUGUUUGUAUCCAUUUGAUGAUAAAUGGCAAUAGAAGAAGACUAAUUUAAACCCUUGCUACUGCUUGGUCUCCAUUUGGUCCUUACCGUAGGGUUCUGGCUGCACUGGUGAUGAAGAUGGCUGGGAAGAAGAGCUGAAGUGGGUGUGCUCACAGCUGACCACAUCUGUGAUGCAUAAGGACGUGGAAUGUGGGUGCUUUACAUUUCUGACCAACUCGUGGUGUAGCCCUUCUGUAGGCCUUCAUUUUAGUCCAGCUGCUUAACCAAAUGAUAACUCUUUAGAAUUCAGAGAUCAGAUCUUCCUAGAAUUCUAACCCUAUGGUGAGGCCGUACCUCAGACCGUUCUUUAACAGUUUCAUCUCUGGAAUUGACCUCUGCGUUUUCUGACCUGAGCGGUGACCCUAUCUUAAUGUGGCUCAAGAUCCUAGAGUUGGAGUCUUCCCUUGUCCUGCAUCUGGAUGUUCACUCCCAGGGUACCCCCUGGCCGAAUGAUGUGCUUCGACACACAAAGCUACACUGACAACCAGACACUUUGGAAUCUUGCAGAUUUCCUAAGAUAGGGUUAAUUUUUGCUGACACUUUCUGAUAUAAUUUGGUUUAUUGUUUUUGAGAUCUUG
Neomonachus schauinslandi (Hawaiian monk seal) is the source of this 2854-nucleotide messenger RNA. It is a transcript of the gene BPGM, whose product is annotated as bisphosphoglycerate mutase. Gene Ontology annotation, biological process: glycolytic process. NCBI's taxonomy places the organism in Eukaryota, Metazoa, Chordata, Mammalia, Carnivora, Phocidae. The transcript has 3 exons. Gene Ontology annotation, molecular function: intramolecular phosphotransferase activity. Bases 205 to 987 code for a protein of 260 amino acids. The record is from RefSeq and is a predicted model, not a curated record.